UAGUAUUGAAUAUACAAUUUGGUCCCUAUAUUAAACCAUAUAUUAUCAUAACGAAUAAUAUAACUAAUGUAUGAACGAGUCAUAGAUAUUUUGAAAUAUUGAUAAUAAAAAUAUUAGAGCGCUCUACAAGAUUAUGUACUAAUUGGGUGGUUUACACAAUAUUAAAAGAAUUAAAAACAUAGUGUUUGGUUAGCAUUUUAUGAUGUCUUUAAAUAUUGCAUCUGGCCCUUGUAAUGCAAUAAUAUAACUCAACAAUAUCUAAAAUCAAUUAGUUCUUCCUUCUCUUCUCCUUGAUGCAAAAAAGAAAAGAGAAUGUGGCUGAACGGAAUUGCAACUAUAUGGUUACCAUAAAGACAAGCUGUCAUUCUCCACGUCGUACAAAUGACAAAAUCACUGUUUUAUUUGGAGACUUUAAACACUUUGUGCCGAUUCGUACUCCAAAAAUGAAUAGUAAUUCUAAGAGGUUCGAGCGGUGCACAACAACUAAAUUUAAGUUACUAGGAAGUUGUCUCAACAAACUGUGCAGAUUGUACGUAAUUAGGAGUGGAUCAGAUGGUUGGAUGCCGGAGUAUGUCACCGUAGAUGACUAUAAGAACACUCCUAUCUCUAUUUACUUCUCCACUUUUUUUCCAGAUGAUGGUGCUGGCUAUGGCCUAAACUUUUGCUAUGAAGACUAGUCUCCAAAUACUAUUAUUACAACUCUUUCUUUGUUUUUUUAACUAAGAUAAGCUUAUUCUAUUUCAUAGAAAAUAGAAGCAACAUAAUAUGUAUGGAGGCUAGUCUUGAAUUAAGGUUUUGUCUUAUAAGUGUUUUGUGUUCUACAUAUUAAGUAAAAAAUUAAGAAAUAGUUAAUGAUAAAAGAUGAAUUAUCAAGUUGAA
Messenger RNA from Cicer arietinum (chickpea), 879 nucleotides. NCBI's taxonomy places the organism in Eukaryota, Viridiplantae, Streptophyta, Magnoliopsida, Fabales, Fabaceae. The record is from RefSeq and is a predicted model, not a curated record.